AGCGAGAGGUGGAGCCUCCAGCCGCCCGUCCGCUCCGCAGCCGCUGUUCCGCAACUGCCCAUCCGCACGCUGCCGGUGCAGCCAUCCGCAAUCACCGGCACCGCUUUCCCCCUUCGUGUCAGCGUCGUCGGGGAAUCGAAUUAAAUAAAAUACAACGCGAACUGGUGGAAAACAAACAUCAUGUCCGUGGCCUUUGCAUCAGCUCGCCAGCGGGGGAAAGGGGAGGUCACUCAAGCUAUCAUUCAAAAGAUGUUGGAUGAGAACAAUCAUUUGAUACAGUGUAUCAUGGAUUACCAGAGUAAAGGCAAAACUGCAGAAUGUUCUCAAUAUCAACAGAUGCUGCACAGAAAUUUGGUUUACUUGGCAACUAUAGCAGAUUCUAAUCAAAACAUGCAGUCCUUGCUACCUGCUCCACCAUCCCAAAACCUGUCAAUGGGACCAGGAGGAAUGAAUCUGCCUGGAUCAAAUCAAGCUUUGCAUUCGCAGAAUGUUCCUAAUGACACUAUGGGGGGAGGGAUUCCUCCUUCCACACUAAUGCAGAACCAGAUGAGCAAUGGUCCUACUCAUGUUUCAGUUCAACAGUCAGGACCAGCCACAAUGCCAAGUACUUCAAUGAAUAUGCCUGUAAGUAACCAUGGAACACCAGGUGGCUAUAGUCAUUCUGUGCCAUCUUCACAAGGGAUGCAGAUGCAGGGUCAGAAUCAGUCGCUGGCAAACUAUGGAUCCCGGACAAACAUGAGCAUGCAAACCAGUCAAGUUCCAAUGAUACACCAGCAAGCUGCAACGCCACAUUACAAUACACCACAAGGAGGUGGACAACAUUACCAGGGACAGUCGACUAUGGGAAUGAUGGGACAGAGUAACCAAGGCAGCAACAUAAUGGGCCAAAGGCCAAUAGGGCCUUAUAGAUCAACACAACAAGGGUCUUCGCAACAAUACAUUGGACAGGAAGAUUACUAUGGUGAGCAAUAUGGACAUGCCCAAGGACCCACAGAUACCAUUAAUCAACAAUAUUAUCCUGAUGGUCACAGUGAAUAUGCAUACCAACAAUCAUAUGCAGAACAAGGAUAUGAGAGGUCAUUUGAGGAAUCCUCACAGCAUUACUACGAAGGAGAGACCGUUGCGCAACUCCCUGGCUUGAUAAAAGGAAACUCACAAUAUGCCCAACAGCAAUCGGCUUACCAGCAGGCACCAACCCAGCAGCAGACUUACUCCCAGCAGCAAUAUCCUACCCAACAGAGUUAUCCCGGCCAACAACAAGGAUAUGGUGCAACACAGGGAGCCUCUUCUCAAUAUCCAGGUUACCAACAGGGUCAAGGCCAGCAAUAUGGAAGUUAUAGGACCGCUCAACCAGGGCCCUCAGCUCAGCAACAGAGGCCUUAUGGAUAUGAACAGUGCAAUAAUCCAGCUGAGGUGCUAGACGUGAGUGUGGGACUGCAAAUCAACACAGCCAGCACCAUGACUUCAAGUCAGAAACGGGCCUCUGGCACAGCUUUGGAGGUACUGCAUACAGGCACAGUACGGAAACUACCAGCAAUAGGCAACAGCUGAUUGUCACCACUGAAACAGUCAUGUAUACUACUUUGAGUUUUUUUUUACAGAGUACAAUAAAGCAUGGACUGUCAUAUUUCAUGUCUGAGAGAUAGCUCAAAGCAGCUUCUGGUUGUAGUAGAAAUUUUCAUCCUUUUCAUGGUGAAUAGUACCAUUGCACUACCAAUGACAAGCCAAUGCGUAAUAGUUUUAGAAUUGGUGCUGUGAAUAUUGUAUGUUUUAAAUUGUUGCACUGUUGUACAAUUGCAUCUGUUAAUAGGAUUUCAAGUUGAUUAUUAGUGCCCUUCCAAUGAUCCACCACAGAAACAUGAGAUGGGUUUAAAAGUUUGCAGAUGCUCUCUGAAACAGUGAAUUCCCCUGUUGAUUUAAGCAUCUGUGGUUAUACUAAAAUUUGCACUAAGAUUUGUUUCUUCCAUUUUUAAUGCAGUAUCUGAAUAUUGGAUAUAGGUCACUAAAUGUCACUUGUGUUUUUAGUAAAAACUGAUUUGAAAGCAACAUGUUAAGUUUGUGCACGAAGUUUGCAGUUGCAUUUACCAAUGAACAAAACUUUGUAGGUAGUUUAAUGGAAAGCACGUGUCACCUUGGCCAUAAACCUUACACCCUGGAUAGGACAGCGGUAGUUACUGUUCUUACAUUUGAUUUCUCUGAGGAAGGCAGUAUAUUCUGUACAUAAUUCCUAUCGCAUGUGUUAAAAUUGGCAUUGAUAAUUCCUCACAAACUUUUUUAGACAUGUGACACUGAGUAAGUGUUAUUGCAUUGAGAAUGGUGUCAAAGCCAAGAUACAAAGUAAAAUAGCAUGAAAGAAACGAGGGCCUCAAAAGGGCAGGAUAAAAGUGAUUUUCAGUUGAUAAUAGUUUUCAAGAAUAAUGUACACAGAAAAUAAUGAUGAAUCAUGCAAUUUUUUUUAGUAUGGUAUUUUCCUAUUAUUGCCUUGGGUAUGAUUUUUGAAAAGUAUCACAGAACAAUUGAUUCUAAGAAUGUUGUAUUUGAGUGUGCAAUUUGUCAUACAACUGAGUAAUGAAGAUUGUGUGUGUGUGUGUAUAUAUAUAUAUAUAUAUAUAUAUAUAUAUACACACAAUCUUCAUUAUAAGCAGUUAAUGCUGUUGAGCUGUAAUAAUUUAAACUCAAUCACUCCAAAUUGUUUUCAUGUUUGCAAUGAUCAUGCAGGAAUUUUACCGUGGUUGGGUAAUUUUGAUAUUUUUCUUUUGUAGUUUUGUUGAAAGUUGUCUUCAUUUUUUAAGCUGUGUUACAGGGCUACACUGGUUCUGGAUUAGAAAUCAAGUUUUGUUACAGAUGACCUGCUUGACUCAAGGCACUGGUUUUCUUCCAUCAGAAGACCAAUCGUUUGUUCUAAGACUCUAUGCUGUAUAGACACAUUCAGUCAAGUCACCAGGCUAUAAGUAAAUGGGAAACCUGUUAUUAAUCAGUCCACUUUAAUUGUAGGGAAGGGUCAGUCAGUCUAUCUGUUUUAAUACCUGAUCAGUGUUGGCAGCAAUUAUAAAUACCUCUAUAAAUUGGACCACGCCAUUUCUGAACCAAGAAACCUCCCAAGAGCAGAGACUGGGAACAGUUGAGAUAAAGUCUGAGAAAUGUGUUAAAAUAAAUGUGUACAUUUACUUCCAUAUUUAACUUUGUGUUUAACCAGAGAAGUGUGUACUUUAUAAAAAAAAUAUUCAAGGGAAUGAUGAAGUAUUCUAAAACACAGUCCAAAGUUAAUCAGAUUAUGUAAAUAUUAAAAGCAUUAAUUCCAGAAUGCACCAGCUUAUGUAACUGGAGGAUCUUUGUGUAAUGUGGGAAUGCGAGGACAUGUGAUUAAUGAGCACUGGAAGCUAAACUAUUUGUUGUAAAAAAAAGUUGUAUUUCAAUGUACAAUCACAUGAACAUUUUGCAUUUCAUUUGCUGAUAGAGCCAAUGUUGUUUUUGUCUUGCUGUUAAACAGCCAAAUUGCUAAAAUACAGAUUGUACUGUGACAAUCACCUGCUUGUUUUCAAGAAACAAAAAACUUGAGAUUUUAGUAAUACAGAAUUUUUUGAUGAAAUCUGUUGUAAUGUAAUACGUUAAGUCUUUUCCUUCUCAUCAUUAUCUAAUAAAACACUAACCACUGAGUAGAUGUUUGUGUACCUCUGUAAAUAGAGGCAAUUGCUGUUUUAAAUUAGUGACCAACAGGCUUUGAUGUAAGUACAAGUGAGUUGAAUUGUCUUGCCUGUACAAGAAAUUUCAUGUUGCUAUUUAAAGUUGUUACAUUUUAAUCUCCAAAAGAAUCUAAUAAAUAACUGAGUUCAUUGUUAA
This is a messenger RNA of Amblyraja radiata (thorny skate), 3840 nucleotides long. Its product is annotated as calcium-responsive transactivator. The record is from RefSeq and is a predicted model, not a curated record. Bases 181 to 1551 code for a protein of 456 amino acids. The transcript has 13 exons. NCBI's taxonomy places the organism in Eukaryota, Metazoa, Chordata, Chondrichthyes, Rajiformes, Rajidae. Gene Ontology annotation, cellular component: nucleus. Gene Ontology annotation, molecular function: transcription coactivator activity. Gene Ontology annotation, biological process: positive regulation of dendrite morphogenesis; positive regulation of transcription by RNA polymerase II.